Thlaspi arvense is the source of this 4144-nucleotide messenger RNA. Lineage: Eukaryota; Viridiplantae; Streptophyta; Magnoliopsida; Brassicales; Brassicaceae. The record is from the annotation of a GenBank genome assembly.
CUGAUUCGAUUUGGUUUGGGCAAAUAUAAAUUAGGCCCUAGUGAUGAUAAAAAGGGGCCGAGACUUGAGAAGAAGCCCUCAGCUUCACCGUCUCUCUCUCUCUUUCUCGUGCUUCUUUCGAAUCGGCCGUUCUUCCUCCAAUCUCUCACUCCAAUGGACGAAGACGAUGAGUUCGGAGAUCUGUAUUCCGACGUCCUUCAGCCUUUCCAGCCUCCCGCUGUUCUUCCUCCUCCUCCUCCUCCGCUUCCGCUUCCUCACCGUUCGAUCGACCUCAACCUUCGAUCCCAGGAUCAAGACGGAGCAGAUGCUAAUUCAGCUCCCGUCUCUAGGGUUUCUGACACCGAUGCCUCCAAAUUAUCCAUCGCUCUCUCUCACGUCGCGAAUCGCCAAGCAAUUGGCGAUGGUGGCGGCGACGGCGACGACAAGGACAUGAGCUUUGAUAUCGAAGAACCCGAUGCCGAUUCCACACCUGCGAUUCCCGGACUCUUCGUGUCCGCUUCCGGAGCUGGAGCGCUUCCCGGUUUGGCCACAGAUCGCGGUGUUCCGCGAGAUACGACAGCAAUUGAGCAGGGUGGCGCUGGAGGAUACGGAGGACAAAAAGAAGGAGACGAUUGGGAUAGCGACAGUGAAGACGAUCUGCAGAUAGUGUUGAAUGACAGCAGCCGCAACGCCAUGAUCGGAGCUGACAGAAGAUUAAGGAUGGGAGACAACGAAGAUGACGACGACGACGAUGAUGAAGAACCACUUGUGAUAGUGGCCGACGCGGAUCCAAAUCAACCUAUGGAGGAGCAGCUGUGGGGAGAAGAUGGUCUGCAAGCGGUCGACGGAGAUGGCAAAGACGGAGGAGAGGCCGGGAAGGGGACUGGACCAGGAGGUUCAAUUGGCCCGCCCAAAGCUGGGUAUAGCAGUCUUGGGUAUCAUCCGUUUCAUUCUCAGUUUAAGUAUGUAAGACCAGGGGCAGCCCCCAUGCCUGGAGCUCCAUCUGCUGGUGGGACUUCCUCAGGUCAAGUUCGUCCACCCGCAAACCUUGGUCCUAUGCCUGGUCGUGGCAGAGGAGAUUGGCGUCCAAUGGCAAUGAGGAAUGCUUCUGCUACACAGAAAGGCUUCCACCAGACUUGGGCUGGUAAUACAGCAGGGCGGGGACUGGACUUUACUCUUCCCUCUCACAAGACUAUAUUUGAGAUCGACAUUGAAACUUUUGAGGAAAAGCCCUGGAGAUAUCAGGGAGUUGAUAUCACAGACUACUUCAACUUUGGACUGAAUGAGGAGAGCUGGAAAGAUUACUGCAAACAGCUGGAUCAACACCGUAUAGAGACUACGAUGCAAAGCAGAAUACGUGUUUAUGAAAGUGGUAGAACAGAUCAGGGUUAUGAUCCAGAUCUGCCCCCAGAGUUAGUUGCAGCAACAGGGACGCAGGGUGUACCUGUUGACUCUUCAAAUUUAGUGAAGCCAGAGACGGCUCAAGGUGAUUCAGCUAAAGUACCAGCUCAAGUUCGACCUUCACUACCCCCUGGAAGACCAAUACCUGUGGAGACUGGUUCUGGUGAGCGUAUGGCAUCCAUUGAUACACGUGCUCCAAGAAUGCGUGAUCUAGAUGCUAUCAUUGAGAUUGUAUGUGAAGAUUCGCACGAGGAUGAGCCCUCUGGUGAAAAUGGCGCAGAACAAGCUGACAGUAGCCUUCCUGGAGGAAAUGUUGCAGUUGAGACUGCGUAUGUUAACAGCAGGAGACCAGACACGGAAUCUGCUGAACAAAGUCCUGCCCAGGAUGAGCCACGUAAAAGGCUUCUCAAAAAGCAAGACGAUGAGAUCUCUAGAAGCACGGAUAGUGACCAGAGUUUUCGUUCGUCGUCUCCUGUUGGAGACAGAGGCACAAGGUCAUCAAGUGUUGAUCGUGAAGAUGUGGGAGGUGAAGCUGGCAAAGAUGCUGAGAUGGAACCGGAGAAUAAAAUGAGUUCUGCAGUCCCUCAGUCGGCAGGUCAAGAAGAUGAUGGAGGGGAAUCAAAGACAGAGAGAAGUAGUGAAAGCAGCAAAGCAAGAUCUGGAAGUCACAGAGAUUAUCAGCAAUUGAAGGAUGGUGCAGAAGAGGAAGUUAUUCAAGAUAAGAAUUCUGCUCGACCAGCUAGCAAUAAGAAACAGCAUGAUAACAAUGCACCGCAUCAGAGCAGAAAGAAUCAAGACAGAGGGAAAGAAAUGGAAAGAACUCGAGCGGCGAGCAAAGGUGGGAGGGAGUACUAUUCUCAUAUGGAGGUUGAUUCCUGCCAUAUUUACUCAGUAGCAACCGGCGAGGAUCUUGACAAAAGGAAAGAGCGAGAUGUUGAUGGGGGGUUCUGGCGCAGGAAAGAGGAUGACCCAUUCAGUAGAAGAGGUGGGGAUGAAGGGUCUAGAAAAAGGGAUCGUGAAGAUGAUCUGGCCUCUAGGCAGAGGGGUAAAAUGCGUGAGAGUGAAAUACGCAUCAAAGAUGACCAUGUUCCUUCAAGAAAGCAUUUGGAUGAUGGUGGUUUGAGAAAUAGUUACGAACUGGAUGAUCACAACAGCAAGAGGAGGAAGGAUGAAGAUUACAUGAGAAGAAACCGCUCUGAAAAGAAUGAAAUCUCAUAUGGCCAAAGAGAAUCAAUCAGCCGCCUGAAACGAGAACGAGGUGAUAGGUUGGACCAUCAAAAGAGAGAUGUCCAAUAUAAAAUCAGAGAUGAUUUUGACGACCACGGUUCUCUCAGGCACAGAGAUGAUUUCUAUAUGCAGAGAGAUGGAAACGAGAGGUUGAGAGAACGUGAGGAUUUGGAUAAAUUGAAACUAACUCACGACGAUGGUUUAUCAGCACGAGGAAGAGAGAGGCAGGUGGCUGCAAGGGGCCGUAGAGGUUCAGAAGACCAAUCAUCGAGGAUGAAGGAUGAGCAUCUCACCAAAGAUACAACAAGGCAUACUAAACAGACGAAGAGAAGGGAAUACCCUGGUGAAGAAGGUUCCUCCCAUCAUAGAGGACACGAAGACUUCUCUGCACGCACAGAGGACAUUGUUAACAAUGAGAAAAAACAAAGGCAGGAGAGGACAGGUGCUAAAAGUGACAAGCUUACUGAUUCUUUGGAUGGCCAGAGAUUGCAAGACAGAAAACAUAAAGAUUCUAGACGAAAGAUAAAAGAACAGCGAGAGGGCACAGAUUCAAUGAGGAGCAAGCAAGGAGAACAAAAUGGCAAUUCCGAAGUGACAGGCUCAAAAGGAACCAACGAAGUAAGAAAUUACAGGAGUGAGAUCCCACAGCAGCCUAACGCCAACAAAAGACACAAGGAAAAUACUUCCUCUGGAGAUGAGCUACAAGAUUCAAAGAGAGGACGCACGAAAUUGGAGCGUUGGGCAAGCCACAAAGAGAGAGAUGAUACUCUCACUGUCAAGCCAUCAUCUACUUCUUCAAAACUUCAAGAGAAGGAAAAAAGCACCAAUGGCCGAAUUAGCGAACCUGUUCAUAAGAACCGGGAUGUAACUGAAGAGAAGAGUGGUCAUGACCUUGCAGAGACGAAAGAUGGAAGCGAGAAGGGAGCAGGAGACCGGCACUUGGACACGGUUGAGAAACUCAAGAAACGCAGUGAAAGGUUCAAGCUUCCAAUGCCCACGGAGAAAGACAAAGACACCACAGGGGUAAAGAAAACGGAGUCUGAGACGGUGCCCUCUGCGAAAAUUGAAGGCCAUGUGGAUUCAGAGGUGAAAGCAGAGCGGCCAGCAAGGAAAAGACGGUGGACAAGUAGCUGAGAGUCAUAAAACUGGAGUUGAAAUAAAAAGCGAGGAACUGGCUCGGCUCUCUUUUUUUUUGGCUGGAUUUGAGGGAUAGUUUGAUGCUCCAUGUAACUUUCUAUACUUAAAACGGAUGACAUGUGAGAUUCUCUCAUCCCACGGAGCAUUUGUGGCGAUAAGGAGAUGGAGGAUCAAGUUCAAUGAAGAUUAAUUAGGAGUGUAGGGAGAGUGUGUGUGGGAGGAUGAGCUAUGUUGUGUAAGAAUAGGGAGAGAAUACGCAUAAGGAUGACCUUAAAAGAGAAAUACUCUUGUAGUAGUUAAUGUAACUUUUGUCAAAGAUUAUUAUUAUUGGUCUUUUAGUUUUGCUCUCAUACUAAGCGCCUCGUUAGAGAACGAUGUUAUCUUAAAAACGCUAAACGGC